AUGCCUAGCCUGCUGGUUCUAGCAGGGAUCAUGGACAAAAAUGGGGGCUACGGCGGGGAUCUAGCCGGCUCCGGCUUCGGUAGUGAAGGUCUCCUGGUGCCACCCGAUGAAGAAGAGGAUGACUCUCGUGCCCUCAGGGUCGCGUUGGGCCAGCUGUCUCUGCUGGGUCUCGGGGAAGGCGAAGACGGUGGUGGGGUUCCAGCAACUGGAGUACAGGACCGGAGUAACAAUAACAAUAACCCCCACAACCAUGCUAACAACGUCGGAGGAGGUGGCGGCGGCGAUACCGGGCUUUUGCAAGGGAAGAGCAAGUUAUGUGUCCUGUACGAGGGACCCUCAACUGAAACUAAAGGACGUGGCUGCAACAUAACAGAAUGCGUCCCUGUGCCCAGCUCCGAACAUGUGGCCGAAAUAGUGGGGAGACAAGGGUGCAAGAUCAAGGCCCUCCGAGCCAAGACCAACACCUACAUCAAGACGCCCGUCCGGGGCGAGGAGCCUGUCUUUCUCAUCACGGGCCGCAAGGAAGACGUGGCGCUGGCAAGACGCGAGAUCAUCUCGGCGGCCGAGCACUUCUCCAUGCUGCGGGCUUCCCGCAACAAGCUUGGGGUGUCCUUCAGCGGUUCCCCACCCACGCCUCUGCCUGGCCAGACCACCAUCCAGGUAAGGGUCCCGUACCGCGUGGUGGGCUUGGUGGUCGGCCCCAAGGGCUCCACCAUCAAGCGCAUCCAGCAGCAGACGUGCACGUACAUCGUGACUCCCAGCCGCGACAGGGACCCCGUCUUCGAGAUCACGGGCUCCCCGAGCAACGCAGAGCGGGCGCGCGAGGAGAUUGAGGCGCACAUCGCCUUCCGCACGGGCGGCAUCCAUGACCACAACAACGAGAACGACUGCCUGGGGCCCGACAAUGCCACCACGGGGCUGGAGAGUCGUCUGCAGCAGGUGUGGGGCCUACAGGGAGGCCAGCGCAAGCCCCUCACAAGCAGCUACCGCCAGAAUUUCUCUGAUGCCAUGGUCGGCGGUAAUGGAGGAGUAGGGGGCAGCAAUGGCGGCGGCGGAGGAAUAUACGGCAAGGGUGAGUACCCCAGCCCUGGCAACGGCGACAAGCCUGGGUCCUACUUUGGUUCCGACGGAUCUUCCAGCUGGGUGGACCCUGACUACCCCAAACAAAUGGCCUUCUAUGCCCAGCAGCGCUCCAAGAGCUUUGGGGGUCUUCCUCUGCCUCUCACCAGACUGUCCCCCAGCCUGCCGGAGUCCUGUGGCACCACGGUGCCGCCUGUGGUUGGGGGGUCCCCCCACGCGCAGGCCCGACGCGCCCACAGCGAGCCCACCUCCAGCAGCCCCGCCUUCCCUCCCGGUCGGCUGCCACUGUCCGACUCCCCGCCCAUGAUGAGGGACUGCAUGACGUGUUUCGAGAGCAAGGUGACAGCUGCACUGGUGCCAUGCGGUCACAACCUCUUCUGCAUGGAGUGCGCCAUCCGUAUCUGUGAGCUCAGCCACCCCGAGUGCCCUGUCUGCCACACCCUUGUUACGCAGGCCAUCCGAAUAUUCUCAUAGAAACAAACAAACAAAAAAUCUCCUUUUUUUAUUUUAGUGUUAUGUUAUUCUGUGAUUGAUUGAAUGAAUGAUUUAAUGAUUCAGUGUAUAUGAUUUUUUAUUUUAUUUUUUAUGUUUCUUUUGUUACAUUUUGUGUUUUGCUCUUUUUUAAGUGAAUUUUAACCAAACAAGCAGAUAUUUUAGAGGGCACUGCUUGCUUUACUAAAAAAAAGUAAGAAAUAUUUUUAAGUUUUUCUUUUAUAAAUAUACACACAUAUAUAUUUUAUAAGACUUUUCAUUUAUACGUAAAAUAUAGGUCGAAACAUUUUUCUUUGACUCAAAAAGGCUGCUGUUUACCCUGUCUUAUUCAAGAAUGGGUGUAAACAGACGACUCAUAAUGUGAACAUUUGAGUUAUCUUUUUUUAAAACGAGAAAGUAUGGAGGAUAGUUUUACAUCCUGGUAUUCAAAUUAACAUGUAAGAAGCAAACAUAUUUUGAAAAUAUGUUUAAAAGAAAAACUAGCUGCACCUUACAUUUUAUUUUACAUCAAACUAUGAUUGUCAACCCUCCUUGCUAAUUAGAAUAUUAUUAUCGAUAUAUAGGAUUCUCCAAACCUUAACUUGAUUUUAUAUGUAUACCAAACUAACAGUUGAGAAUUGAACAAAAGCUCAGAGGACUGACAAUUUCUUUGCUAUUUUAUUUGCACCAUUUUUCAUAAUUAUGAAACAAAGAACCCUCACAAAAAAUGCUAGCAGUCCUGUUAAUAUCCACAAGAAUGUUCUGGAAAAAAAGGGAGGGAAAGAAAAAAGUUGGAACCUAAGGAAUUUUACUUAACAAUAUGUUUGGCCAAGUGCCUAAGUCUCCAUGUCCAGUCUGCCUAGUAACACUCUAUGUCUUCAGACAUC
Messenger RNA from Sardina pilchardus (European sardine), 2438 nucleotides. RefSeq names its product mex-3 RNA binding family member A (gene mex3a). The record is from RefSeq and is a predicted model, not a curated record. The transcript has 2 exons. Bases 1 to 1554 code for a protein of 517 amino acids. Lineage: Eukaryota; Metazoa; Chordata; Actinopteri; Clupeiformes; Clupeidae. Gene Ontology annotation, molecular function: RNA binding.